Messenger RNA from Sinocyclocheilus anshuiensis, 5833 nucleotides. Its product is annotated as transcriptional regulator ATRX-like. Lineage: Eukaryota; Metazoa; Chordata; Actinopteri; Cypriniformes; Cyprinidae. Gene Ontology annotation, cellular component: nucleus; pericentric heterochromatin. The transcript is spliced from 30 exons. The record is from RefSeq and is a predicted model, not a curated record. Bases 151 to 5643 code for a protein of 1830 amino acids. Gene Ontology annotation, molecular function: chromatin DNA binding; ATP binding. Gene Ontology annotation, biological process: replication fork processing; chromatin remodeling.
UCAGCUGCAUGGAGCUCCACCAUAGCAACAUGGAUUCUGGCAUUGUUUAAUAUCAUCAAGCAAUCUUGGUCUGCGUCUAGGAAAAAAAAAAUCUCCAGAAAUAAAAAUCAUACUAUUUUAGAGGAGGUUGCAGGUUUAAACGGGGACGAAAUGACCACCGACAUCUGCAGGUCCAGUAAGUUGAAUACAUUGGUGACUAAACUUCAUGAGUUCUUGGGUCAUUCUCCAGACGACGAAAGCAUUGAUUCUCAAGACAUUUCCAAUGGUAAUAUGGCUGAUCGUGACUCAAACAUCCCUAAUGAGAGAAUGAAUGAGCCUGGUUGCUCCUCAGAAAUGACCAAACCCUCAUCUUCACGCUCAAAGAGAAAACCUUCAUUUGUGACCAAGCACACUGCUGUAGAUGAGUCUGAAUGUGCGAAUGAGAGUGCAGGUGAACACGGCACAGAUGAGAGCAUGCAGAGCAGUCUGGAUAUCAGCAAGCUGCCGCAAGGCACAGUGGUGGUCAAGCCGGAACCGGUUGCUAAUGAAGCUAAAGAUGAAUUCCGUGGCCCCGAGUUUCGUAGCAGAGGAAGUAAAGUGAAAGAGGACGGUGCUCGGAAACGUCCUGACGAGCGGCUCAAGGAGAUUUUUAAUUGCACAGCAUGUGGACAGCAAGUCAAUCACUUUCAGAGAGAUUCUGUGCUUCAACAUCCCGCACUACAUGUUCUUAUCUGCAAGUCAUGUUUCAAAUAUUAUAUGAGUGAUGAUAUCAGCAAGGAUGAAGAUGGAAUGGAUGAGCAAUGCAGGUGGUGUGCAGAGGGGGGUAAUCUGAUGUGCUGUGACUACUGCAGCAAUGCCUUCUGCAAAAAGUGCGUUUUGAGGAACCUUGGACGAAAAGAGCUGUCUGAAAUCAUGAAUGAAGAAAGCAAAUGGCACUGCUAUGUGUGCCGUCCAGAGCCGCUGCAGGACUUUGUUAAAACCUGUGAGAAAGUUUUGCUCAAUCUGGAAUCGUCUUAUAGAAAGCCCAAGGGAGACGGUGACAAGACGAAGCGCGAAGAUCGUAAACACAAGCAUGGCAAACGAGAAAAAACUGCUGUAAAUGGACAGGAUUACGCCUCCGACGGAGCGGGAUCGUUAUCCUUUUCCUGUAAGACGUUGACGGUUCCGAAAGAGCUCGUCAAGAAGACCAAAAAACUCAUCGAGACCACAAACGGUUUGAAUCGUACUUUUGUACAAUUCCUCCAGCACACGUCAAAAGGCCGUGAAGUUGGCGCCGUAAGUAAUAGACACUUAAAGGCCUUCAAAUCGGUUUUGGCCGAUCUGAAAAAGGCCCACGUGGCUCUGGAGGAAUCACUGGAAAAAGAAUUUGAAUCGAAAGGCCUCAAGUUUCAAAACGGAGAGGAGCAAAGACCGGCACACAGUCAAACAGAUCAUACCGUUGUUAACUCAGUCCCUGCUCCUGUCAGAGAAGAUGGUUUGGAUUGCACCGCCAAGGACCAAGAUGAAAACCAACAGGAAAGUAACUCAGCUGAUGUUGAAAUGAAGGAGAGCCUUCCACCCUCUCCAGAAGGACCUCAGGAUCGGUCUGAAGAAAGUGAAGCUCAAGAAAUGGCAGAUAACCCUGACUUUGAGGAAAACCCAGUGCCAGCUGGGGAAGCGUCUCUUGAUAAAGACAUUGUGUCUAUUCCACCGUCUGUCCCAGAGGAGCUCUUUGAGAUGGUCGAGAGUCUUGCGGUAAAGAAAGAAGACCGUGACGAUAGCAACUCGACUGGUUCCAGUGAUUGGAAAUCAACGUCCAAUGCUGGGGUUGUGGAAUCCAAUAAGAGCCUUACAAAACUGGGUAGAAAACUUGUUGUCAAACUAACACCUGUUCCUCUUAAAAUCACCAUAAAACGAGAUAAGAGUCAAGAACAGUCGCCUUCAGAAGACUUGCCAAAGGAGGCUCAAGAUAGCAGACGCUCCCCCAGGAUGAAGACCACACCGCUGCGCAAGUCACCAGAGACGAAGCGCAAACGCAAACCGAGGUCGUCAAGGGAUAAAGAAAAGCACAGCGACGCAGUGAAGGAGCAGUGCGAUUCAGACUCAGAUGAAGUCCCUGAGGUCCUGCAGACUGCUGCCUUGAAGGCCAGCUCUGAUGAGAGCGAACCCGAGAACGCUUCUGGAAAAGGUACCAAGAAGAAGAAGGUAGCUUCCCGCUCUGCUGAGAAAGCAAAAGCGAAGCCAAAGCGUAAACUCGAUAUGGGCUCCUCGGAUUCAGAACAGAGCGGCAAGUCAUCAACAGCAAACAAAAGGAGGCCCAAAAAAAAGAAGGGCAGAGAAUCUGACUCCUCGAACCACAACUCUGAUCUUGAGAAACAGAUGAAAAGCCUGUCCAAGAUCGGCAGUGGGAAAAAAACGUCCAAAGGUGUCAAAAAGGAAGAGAGUGAAUCCAGUAAAGAGGGCAAGAAAGGCCCUAAAAGGUCAUUCGAGAGGAAACGGCGGUCACAGAAAGAAAAGGCUAAAACCAAGGAGGAGUUUUCCUCCAGUGAUGAAGAGCAGGAGGAGGAGGAGCAGGCCGCUAACUCGGACGAAGACAGCGAUCAGCAGAAGAUUAAACCAAUUCUUGAGUCCGUGAUGGCUAGUAUUGAUGGUUUCCAUCAGUCAUCAGGUGAUGAAAUUGAAUUGAAGGCUGAAUCCUCCCAGGUGGUGGAUGAUGACGAUGAUCCAGAGAAUAGAAUUGCCAAAAGGAUGCUUCUGGCGCAAAUCAAAGCCAAUUAUUCAUCUGGAGCUGACAGUUCAUCUGAUGAUGAAAAUGCAGACAAAGAGGACGGGGAUUCACCAAAGAAAGGAAAAGAUGGUGCUAAGAAGCAAGAUGAAAGUGAGGAAGAGGAUGAAACUUCGGACUCGGGCUCAGAUGUUGACGUGAAGAAAGGUGGACGCAGACACCGUUUGUUGAGUAAGAAGUUGACUCUAAGCGAGGGAGACUCUGAUGACGAGACUCCAGUCAAAAACAAGAAAGAAACCAAAAAGAGAGGCAAGCGGAAAGUGGACAGCGACGACUCUGCAGACUCGGACUUUGAGCAGUCGCGCUCGGGCUCCAGCGAUGCAUCAGCGCUCAGUGAGACUGCGAGUGAAGACGCCGAUGAAGACAAGAGCAAUAAGCGCAAAACACGGCCACUGUUUCACAGGAAGCACAUUCCUUUUCAGUUGUUGACAUUAAUCUCACUGUAUGUCGGUGUGUUUUGGCUUGUGUUUCAGGUGACAGAGCUGGCCACAGUCAAGAGGCCUCAGGAGAGAGCGUACGCUUUACAGCGCUGGCAGGAGGAUGGCGGCGUCAUGAUCAUAGGCUACGAGAUGUACCGCAACCUCACGCAAGGACGAAACAUCAAGAGCAAGAAGCUGAAGGAAACCUUUCAGAAAACGCUGGUUGAUCCAGGUCCGGAUUUUGUCAUCUGUGACGAGGGUCACGUGCUGAAGAACGAAGCGUCUGCUGUCUCCAAAGCCAUGAACUCCAUCAUGACUCGUCGGCGAGUGGUGCUGACAGGAACCCCACUGCAGAACAACCUGAUAGAGUAUCACUGUAUGGUGAACUUCAUCAAGGAGAACCUGCUGGGGUCAGUGAAAGAGUUCAGAAACCGCUUCAUCAACCCCAUCCAGAACGGCCAGUGCGCCGACUCCACGCUGACUGAUGUCCGAGUCAUGAAGAAGCGCGCACACAUCCUCUACGAGAUGCUGGCAGGAUGCGUCCAAAGAAGAGACUAUACUGCCCUUACAAAAUUCCUGCCGCCAAAACACGAGUAUGUGUUAGCGAUACGUUUAACACCCAUUCAGUGCAAGCUUUACCGAUACUACCUGGAUCACUUCACAGGUGUCGGUUCUGCCUUGGAGAGUGGAAGAGGCCGCGCUGGGACCAAACUCUUCCAGGAUUUCCAGAUGCUCAGCAGAAUCUGGACCCAUCCGUGGUGCCUCCAGCUGGACUAUAUCAGUAAAGAAAACAAGGGAUACUUCGAUGAGGACAGUAUGGAGGAGUUCAUAGCCUCAGAGACAGAGGAGUCCUCCAUGAGUUUGACCUCUGAAGAUGAGAAGCCCAAAAGAAAGAAGCAGCGAGGCAAAGGGAAAGAGCAGAGCUCAGACAAGUCCGACAGCGAUGACCUGGAAGUGAUUAAGGAGUGGAACACCAGCUCUCGUGGAGGAAACCCUGAGGGGCGCAACAGAGCAGAGCCUGUGGAAGAGGUUCGGCCGUCGAACUCAGGUCCUGGCAGCCCAUCACCUGACUGGUACAAAGAGUUUGUGACCGAGCCAGAUUCUGAGGUGCUGGAGCAUUCUGGGAAAAUGGUGCUUCUUUUUGAGAUCCUCCGCAUGGCAGAAGAAUUGGAAGAAAAAGUGUUGGUGUUCAGCCAGUCUCUCAUUUCUCUGGACCUCAUUGAAGAUUUCCUGGAGUUGGCAGGCAAAGCUAAAGAGGAAGGCAAGCUUUCGCCGUACAAAGGUGAGGGCAAGUGGUUCAGAAACAUUGACUACUAUCGUCUAGAUGGUUCAACGAAUGCCGUGACCAGGAAGAAAUGGGCAGAGGACUUCAAUGACACCAGUAAUGUUCGGGGGCGAUUGUUCCUCAUCUCAACCAGAGCUGGUUCUCUUGGGAUCAACUUGGUAGCUGCAAACAGGGUCAUAAUUUUCGACGCCUCAUGGAACCCAUCCUACGACAUUCAGAGUAUUUUCAGAGUCUAUCGCUUUGGCCAAGUGAAGACCGUGUUUGUCUACAGGUUUUUGGCUCAGGGAACCAUGGAGGACAAGAUCUAUGACCGGCAGAUCGCCAAACAGUCGCUGUCCUUCAGAGUUGUAGACCAACAGCAGAUUGAACGCCACUUUACCAUGAACGAACUGACGGAGCUGUACGCGUUUGAGCCCGACCAGCUGGACGAUCCAUCUGAGAAGAAGAGCAAGCGGGCCACACCCAUGCUGCCCAAGGAUCCUUUCCUGGCAGAACUCCUUCACAGUUACAAAGAUCACAUCGUCGGCUACCACGAGCAUGACUCUUUGCUGGACCACAAGGAGGAAGAGGCACUGAGUGAGGAAGAUCGCAAGGCGGCCUGGGCCGAAUACGAGGCCGAAAAGAAGGGGCUGUCCAUGCGUUUCAACCAGCCGUCCUAUUCUCAGAUGGGCAUGGGAGCAGGACCAAACUCUUACUUCCCCUUCAACGUGGCUGCUUUGGCCUCCAUGAGUAACCAACAGUUGGAGGAUUUGAUUAACCAGGGCAGGCUGAAAGUGUUGGAAGCCACUAACGCUCUGAAGUCAGUGCCCAGGGAACUACUGGAGGACAUCAUCGCGCAGGUGUGGAAGGAGAACCCGAGUUUACCCGAGGCCCAGGUUCAGUCCAUGGCUCUUGGGAGGCAGGCUGGCUACGAGCUGGAAAUCAAACACAGGGAGGCUAUUUACCGUGAUGUACUCGGCAAGCAACAAACUCUGAUGAUGUACGUGCAGAAGGUGAUCGCCAACCGUAAGGUGCAGGAGCAGCAGCUGGCCAUGGCGAGGCAGGGUCUGCUGCUCAAUCAGCUGGCCAUGCAGAACGGUCUUACUGGCCCCAUAAAUCAGAUGGAUCUGCUGGGCUUGUACCAGCAGCUCGGGGCGCUCCAGGGCCUCCCCUCCUCACAGCUGGGCAAGAACCCGGGCCCGUCUAAGGGCCUGUAGAUGCCUCUGCCCCUCGGUGUACACACAGCUGGACUGAUUGAGCCAGGACACCUACUUGAGCUCCUCAGUAACGAGAGGGCAUCCUGGGACUUUUUGGCAGUGCAGUUUGUCAUUUUGUGUAUAUAGCCUUAAUGUUAUUCAAGUUUUUUUUGUUUUGUUUUUUUCCUCUCACGUAUUUAAGAUUGAAGAA